Molecule: messenger RNA, 5153 nt
Organism: Arvicanthis niloticus (Nile rat)
Lineage: Eukaryota; Metazoa; Chordata; Mammalia; Rodentia; Muridae
Gene: Cdc14b
Product: cell division cycle 14B
Biological process (GO): protein dephosphorylation
Source: RefSeq, a predicted model, not a curated record
AUGAAGCGUAAGAGCGAGCGGCGCUCGGCUUGGGCCACCGCGCCCCCCUGCUCACGCCGCAGCUCGUCCUCCUCCCCCGGCGUGAAGAAGAGCCGCAGCUCCACGCCGCAGGAGCUGCACCGCCUGGAGCAGCAGGACGACCUGUACCUGGACAUCACGGAUCGCCUUUGUUUUGCCAUUCUCUACAGCAGACCAAAGAGUGCGUCAAACGAACAUUAUUUCAGCAUAGAUAACGAGCUAGAGUAUGAGAACUUCUAUGCGGAUUUUGGACCACUCAAUCUGGCCAUGGUUUACAGAUAUUGUUGCAAGAUAAAUAAGAAGCUCAAGUCCAUUACAAUGCUGAGGAAGAAAAUUAUCCAUUUUACCGGCACUGAUCAGAGAAAGCAAGCGAAUGCCGCCUUCCUCAUUGGGUGUUAUAUGGUUAUAUAUUUGGGAAGGACACCAGAAGACGCAUAUAGAACAUUAAUCUUCGGAGAUACAGCCUAUAUUCCUUUCAGAGAUGCUGCCUAUGGAAGCUGCAGUUUCUACAUUACACUUCUCGACUGUUUUCAUGCAGUAAAGAAGGCAAUGCAGUAUGGCUUCUUUAAUUUCAACUCAUUUAACCUUGACGAAUAUGAGCACUAUGAAAAAGCAGAAAAUGGAGAUUUCAACUGGAUAAUACCAGAGCGGUUUCUUGCCUUCUGUGGGCCUCAUUCAAGAUCCAGGCUGGAAAGUGGUUACCACCAACAUUCUCCGGAGACUUAUAUUCCAUAUUUUAAGAAUCACAAUGUAACUACCAUUAUUCGUCUGAAUAAAAGGAUGUAUGAUGCUAAGCGCUUUACAGACGCUGGAUUCGAUCACCACGAUCUUUUCUUUCCGGAUGGCAGCACCCCUGCUGAGACAAUUGUCCAAGAAUUUCUGGAUAUUUGUGAAAAUGUCGAGGGUGCCAUUGCAGUGCAUUGCAAAGCUGGCCUUGGUCGGACAGGUACUCUGAUAGGCUGCUACCUCAUGAAGCAUUACAGGAUGACAGCAGCCGAGAGCAUUGCCUGGCUCAGAAUCUGUAGACCUGGCUCAGUGAUUGGUCCCCAACAACAGUUUCUGGUCAUGAAACAAUCAAGCCUCUGGCUAGAAGGUGACUAUUUCCGUCAGAAGUUAAGAGGGCAGGAGAAUGGACCGCUCAGAGAAGCCUUCUCCAAACACCUUUCAGAUGUUGAUGACAUUUCGAUAAAUGGGCUUGAGAAUCAAGACAAUGAAGAGCCUGAGCCGUAUAGUGAUGAUGAUGAAGUCAGUGGAGUGACACAAGGAGACAGACUUCGGGCCCUGAAAAGCCGGAGACAGCCGAAAGCCAGCGCUAUCCCCCUCACAUGUUCCCUAGCUGUGCUGACCUCUGCACUGUGUAGUGUUGCCAUCUGGUGGAUUGUGUGUGACUACAUUCUUCCCACCCUGCUGUUCUGUCUUGAUGGCUUCAGAACACAGUAGCCAUCUGGACCCUUUGACAGAUAGUUUGCUGUUCCAGCCAUUUCAAGGACUAAGACAGUCUUGCGUUAAAGUAGAAAAACCGGUGACCAGCACUCCAGGGAAGACUAGGAACAGAAAACCCCAAAAGGAUUUAGCCAAUCGAUCUGAGAACAAAGCAGACUCUGCAAUGGCCUUAGCUUCUUUCCACAAAAGAAGUUCAUUCAAUGAAGAACAUGUCACUGGCCUCUCAUCCACUCACUGACUCUGGGGUGUGGUUGACCUGUUUGAGGGCCUGACUCUCCCUUUUGUAAUCUCAAGUUGGACAAAAGCUGCCAUUGUGAAUUUAGUCUCAGGUGUCAAUGCCCUGUCCUCUGAGUGUGGUAUAUGUGUGUCCCUGUGAUGGCAAUCAUGUUCGCGCUGGCCUCUAGAGUGGAGGAUCUGAUGGAGAUCUCUUAGGUAUUUAUUUUUUUGUUCAGCCUGUGACCCCGACUUGCAAUUUAUAAAGAUGAAGGAGUUGAACAUCCCUCCAGUGGUACCCUCCAUCUUAAGGUAUGAUUUGGUACAAUCAGCUUCACUUUCCUCUUGUUAAUACUGUUGUGAUGUUCACUGUGUGAAGUACCCAAGCUGCUUGUGUUUCACCAAAGAGUGCUUUAUUAACAAUCUGUGAACACUGCAUUCAAACACUGUUGGAUGUUGUUGUGGUUCCUGAAAACCUGCCAGAGAAUGUUGAUGAGAGAGUUAGAACCCUUUCUCAGUUAAAUGGUUCCUACAUAUCCUUCCUUGUGUCAUUUAGGAUGAAGAUUUCAGAGUGGAGAUGUUAGGUUGCUCAGUCACAUGUUAUAAUUGUGCUUACUCCAUUACAUUAAAAACCAAGCAUUAACCCUAGCAUUUUUCUUUGGAAAAGCAUCCUAAAUAAUGGUGACUUUAAAAACAAAAUUGUGAGCCUUUUGGUAGUGGUACACGCCUUUAAUCCCAGCACUGGGAGGCAGAGGCAGGUGGAUCUCUGAGUUUGAGGCCAGUCAAUGACAUACAAGGAAGUCCUGUCUCAAAAACAAAACAAAAACCAACCCCCAAAUCCCAAAAUUGUUAACUCUUUGUAGAGUCUUUCUCUGUCAUGCUGUGGAGCUUUUCCCUUUUGGUUCACAGUUUGAUUUUAAUGACAAUCACUUGCUUCUGGAGUUAGGCUGUUUGUGUAAGAGACCUCACUGUUGCCUUUGGUUAGGGAAUAUGACUAGAAACUGUAGCGUGCCUUUUCUCUUCACCUUGCUGGAAGCCAGCAGUACCUGUGCCAUGAAGCAAUUGUAAAACCAGAAUUUAUCUGCUGCCAAAAACCAAAAAAACCCAAAAAACAGAAAAGACAGAGCCCAUAAUUAGAAAAUACUUUAUUGACUCUUCCAGUUUAGAAAGUGGAGAAAUGCAAUAUUGCAAGCCAUUGACAGCCAAUGCCUUCCUAAGACAGAUGAAUGUGUCAAGUGAGCAGGCAAUCCCACUUGAACGCUGCCUUUCUUGUAGUUGGUAUUAACAGAUUAAAGUCUAGUAAAUGUAAAAAUAUUGAAGGACAGUUGGGUCCCUCUUUCAAUGUUUCUAUCCUCAAAUUGCACUAACUGGCCUUGGAUUGGAGGCCUGAGGAUUCCAUGUAAAUCCACACAGAGAACCCCUUCCUAUGCAGCACAUAGCUUCCAAACAGUGGAGAAAGACAGUUAAGGUUUGUUAUCCCUGGAUAUGAAUGAGUUUAAGAUCUAGGUAGAAGGACAAAUGUUUCAUUUACCAAUAAUGCUAUAUCAAACUGCCUAAGUCUGAAAAUAGAAGCUUCUUGGGUGGUUCUUCCUUCCUUGAACAAGCCAGGCCAGGUACUUAGGAGACAGAAGACUUCAUUCCAUCUGAACUAAGCUAGAUUUGUUUUCAUGUAUCAGGAUGAGUGAAUAGGGCCUGCCCACAAUGACUCGUGGUCAGCAAGUUUGGAAGGAAACCACCUGGGCUUCAGAGAUGACCACAGUGCUUUUUAAAAGACACCUUUUUGUGUUGUCAGCUCCAUUCAGCUAGAAUUGCUGCCCUGUGGCUCCUCCCUGUGUUUAACUCCCUUGCUGAAGUUACUUAGGAAAUGAAACGUGAGUUAGUGAGGACACAUUCCCAGGAAAACCUACUUAUGUUGUCUGGGGAGGACUGCAUAGCCACUGACUGGUGACAUCCGGGACCCAGGAAGUCUUUGAUCAAACUAAUGGAAAGUCCUUUCUGUUGGGAAUUAAUGGACAACCUAUCCCCAAACUGCAACUACCCAGAAACGUCUGGAUAGAAGGCCCUGUUGCUAUAGAGCAUGAAUCAGUGGAUAUUGGAUGGAGGAGCCCCCUUUAACUUAAGAACUUUAAAUACCUUUGUAAGUACACCAAGUCCUCUUCCAGCAGAAUUUAAAUUAGAAAAGUAUAUUUAUAGGUGCCCUUGAUGCUUUUUGGGGAACUCAUACCAUCCAACUCAUACCAUCCGGAGUCCAAGAGAGGAAUGUCUGCAAAGCUGGGCUUCAGGACUUAUAGACAGAUUAAUACAGUUCUGAGGCCCAGCUAUAACUCUUGCUUUGGGGCAAGAAGGAUGGACCCUGAGCAGCACCACAUUCAAGGGUAGCAGUAUUUGUCUAAACCAACAUGGCCACGUGCUGCUCUUCUUCAUUAACUUCCGAGCUUUAACCUGACCCCCAAAACCUAGCCCUAUCCAUUGUCCUGCCCUGCCCUACUGCCCCCCUCUCAGGGGUGGCUUCUACCUCUUGGCUUGGGCCCUGACAGGUCAUAGAGGCUUCCCAAGUGUUCUCAUGAGGCUCUUUGAGCAUAAUCAGGUCUGGUAGACCUUUCCAGCUUUCUGGGUAGUUUGUGCCUGGAUUUCCUCAGGCCUUGAGUAGCUGUCUGUGACAAGUGAGUAUGUGUUCUAGAAACAUCAGCUGCUUUUCCUCAUAUAUUUUUUAAAAAGUUCUUACUUGCAUUUUGGAAAGCAGUUGGUCAGAAACCUUAAAACCUAUAUUUUUAGCUGGGCAGUUGUGGCAGGUAGAUCUCUGUGAGUUCAAGGCCUACAUGGUCUUCAGAGAGAGUUCCAGUAUAGUUAGGGCUACACAAAGAAACCCUAUCUCAAAAAACUGUCUGUUUUUUGAGGGUUAGGGUUAGGGUUAAAAACUAUUUUAAGAUUUCUCUCCCACUGAAGUGGCCUAGUGAGUGAGGAUAGCCACUGCUCUUGCAUUUCUCCAUAAAUCUGAGUGUUCCCCAAGUCACUGAGUGGAAAUACUACAGAUACGUUUAAAAGAUUGCCUAUACUGUGUAAGAAAUUACCUCCUUGAUGAUGCAGUAGAACUCACUGUGGAUAGACAUGUCUGUCAGAUUGUAGUACUGCAGUUUUACAUCCAUUGUUUGAAGACUUUAUUGUACACUCAUGUACAGAUGAAGCGGAGUUUUAAAAUGUUACUGAUGAGUCAGUAUUUGCUCAGCCAUUGUCUUGAUAUUUUAUUAAAUUGUAUAUUUCUAAUCAUAUUUUUUUAAAGCUGAAAGAACUGGUUGGAUGUUUAUUCUCCUGAAGGUAUUUUUAAGAUAAAGCUUCACGAUAGCCUGUAAACUUGGCACAUGUGUAGUUUUUGAUACUUUUUGUUGCAUUUGAAAAAUCUUGUGUAUUGUAAAAUGGUUUUAUACAAAAUACUAAAUAGUAGAAAUUGUAUAAUUUACAAUUAAAAAUGUUAAACAGUC